AUGGCACGUGCCAAAGUAGCACCACUCAAACAAACAACAAUUCCCCGACUAGAACUCCAAGCAGCUGUUCUUGGAUGCAGAAUAGCUUGUAGCAUCAUAAAAGACAUUGACUUAACUAUUUCUCGUCAGAUAUUUUGGUCAGAUUCUGUAACAGUUUUGCACUGGCUGAAAUCCGACCCUAGACAAUUCAAACAGUAUGUUUCCAAUAGAAUUGGAGAAAUUCAAGAUUUGUCUAAACCUGAAGAAUGGAGAUGGGUUCCAUCAAAACAGAAUCCGGCAGAUGUUGCAACUAGAAGUAACAAAAAGUUUACAUCAGCCAUGCAUUCUGAAUGGAUUCAUGGACCCUCAUUUUUAAUGCGAGAAUCGAGUGACUGGCCAAUACAACCGUCCACACUACAAGUCAAGGAUAACGAAGAAACAAAGAAUAAAUUCGUCGGAGUUGUAAACAGUAAUGAAAACCCUCCUCUUUUGACAGUUGAAAACUUUUCUUCUUGGGAAGAAGUGACACGUGUAUUAGCAUGGGUACACAGAUUUAUUAGCAUGCUAAGGUCCCAUACUACCGCCACCACCAAAAAGAAACUGAAAACGGUCAACGUAGAUUUUGGAAAUAUACCAGAACUUCAACCAGAGGAAAUUCAAAAAGCUGAACAGAACUUGAUAUCAAUGUCUCAAAAGGCAAGCUCCAAUGAAGAAAAAAAUUUACUGCUGAAGAACAAACCGCUACCAAAGUCCAGUAGAAUAUUCUCUUUAAAUCCCUUCAUUGAUCAGUCUCUAAUAAGAAUGUCGAGUAGAAUACAUAGUUCACCAGAAAUAAGCGAAGAACAAAAGCAUCCUAUCAUUUUAGACGGCAAAAGUCAUACGGCUAAACUAAUCUUAAAAAUGUUUCACGAGAAAUGUUUCCAUCAGGGCAUCGAGACUGUUAUCAAUAUGACUAGACAACAGUUCUGGAUGUUAAACGUACGAUCAGUCGCCAAGAAAGUUCAAAGGAGCUGCAUGAGGUGUAGCAUAGACAAUGCCAAACCUUAUCCUCCUCAGAUGGCUGCACUACCACAGUUAAGGACCUCAAAAGUGCAACAUCCAUUCUUCUACACUGGAGUGGAUUAUUUCGGACCUAUCGAAGUUACUGUUGGCCGCAGACAUGAGAAAAGAUAUGGUGUCCUAUUUACCUGUUUAUCGACUCGAGCAAUUCAGGCGAUUCAACGAUUCAUCAGCCGAAGACCAGUUCCCUCAGAAUUAUAUUCCGACAAUGGCACAAACUUUGUAGCUGCAGAUAGGGAACUUAGAAACGCUGUAAAGUCACUCAAACAUGAAAAGAUCCAAAAAGACGUGGUGAACUACGGGAUAAAGUGGAAUUUCAUUUGCCCGAGAGCACCACAUAUGGGAGGCUGCUGGGAAAGACUUGUUAGGUCUGUAAAGACUGCAUUAAGGAGUGUUAUGCGCUGGCAGUACCCAAAAGACGAAGAGCUUCAGACAUUCAUGGUUCGCGUUGAAUUUAUAAUAAAUUCUCGCCCACUCACACAUGUUUCUCUGGAUCCCAAUGACCCCGAACCAAUCACACCAAACCAUUUUCUAAGAGAAGCUUACAAAAUCAACCUAAACGAAGACCAACUGUGUAAACGACAAUUAGCUCGUGUUAAAUCACUCCUAGACGGCUUCUGGAAGAGAUGGGUGCACGAGAACCUUCCAUGCCUUUCAAGACGGUGCAAAUGGCACAAGAAAUUGGAUCCACCAAAGAUUGACGAUCUUGCAAUAAUAAUUGAGGAAAACUGCCCAAGAAAUACAUGGCCCCUUGGCCGAAUCUCGGCUGUCUACCCAGGUCACGAUGGCCAAGUACGAAUAGUAGACAUCACAACAUCAAAAGGAACCUAUCGCCGGCCUCUGACUAAAGUUGCAGUCCUUUCUGUUGGAGGGGAAAAGAUGUAA
Macrosteles quadrilineatus (aster leafhopper) is the source of this 1923-nucleotide messenger RNA. RefSeq lists its product as uncharacterized. Gene Ontology annotation, molecular function: nucleic acid binding. Gene Ontology annotation, biological process: DNA integration. Bases 1 to 1923 code for a protein of 640 amino acids. Lineage: Eukaryota; Metazoa; Arthropoda; Insecta; Hemiptera; Cicadellidae. The record is from RefSeq and is a predicted model, not a curated record. The transcript has a single exon.